Molecule: messenger RNA, 219 nt
Organism: Penicillium lagena
Lineage: Eukaryota; Fungi; Ascomycota; Eurotiomycetes; Eurotiales; Aspergillaceae
Product: DUF5310 domain-containing protein
Exons: 2
Coding region: 1-219 (72 amino acids)
Biological process (GO): outer mitochondrial membrane organization
Source: RefSeq, a predicted model, not a curated record
AUGGUGAGUAGUUCUUGUCCACACAAUAGACUCUCCAUUAUUGACACUUUCCAGGGCAAUCUCCCCAACCUCCGUCGCCUCUUCGUCGAAGCCAGGACCGAGGCCGAAGAGAACGAGUACUCGCGGACAGCAUUCUACAACCUCGUUCUGUUUAUUUCCUCGAUCGCCGUCUUCAGUCUGGCCGCUCAGCGCAUGAGCGGACCCAAAGCCAGCCGAUGA